This is a messenger RNA of Doryrhamphus excisus (bluestripe pipefish), 2016 nucleotides long. NCBI's taxonomy places the organism in Eukaryota, Metazoa, Chordata, Actinopteri, Syngnathiformes, Syngnathidae. The record is from RefSeq and is a predicted model, not a curated record.
UAUGGGCUUUGUGGUGCAUUUGCGGCGAACUGUCCUCCAUGUGGAGUGUUUGUCAUACCCCAUCGUUGUCAAUAAAGUUUCCGAUUCCAAUAGCAAAAUAAGGAAGUGUCAUGGCGGCCGCCACGGUGGAAAGCGGGAGCUGGUUUUUUGUGUUAGCCCUGGGUGUUUCCUUUCUCAAAGCGCUGUUUAUCAACGCCUACCAUUCCACAGAUUUUGAGGUGCACAGGAAUUGGUUGGCCAUUACACACAGUCUGCCGGUGUCCAGGUGGUACUAUGAGAACACUUCAGAGUGGACCUUGGACUAUCCGCCCCUGUUCGCCUGGUUCGAGUUCAGUCUUUCCAACAUAGCUCAGUAUUUUGAUAAGAACAUGUUGGUGGUGGAGAACCUCAACUACGCUAGUCCGGCCACCAUCCUUUUCCAGAGACUUUCUGUCAUCUUCACUGAUGUGCUUUUUAUCUAUGCUGCAAGAGAGUGCUGCAGGUGUGUUCGGGAUCAAAAAGGCAAUCGAGAUAUUCUCAGUCGUCCGUCAUUUGUCCUUGCUGUGCUGCUGCUCUGGAACUUUGGUCUUCUCAUUGUUGAUCAUAUUCAUUUUCAGUAUAAUGGCUUCCUGUUUGGUUUCCUGCUGCUGUCAGUAGCCAAACACAUGCAGUCCCGGCACCUGCAGGGAGCGCUGCUGUUCGCCAUCCUCCUCAAUUUAAAACACAUCUACCUGUACGUGGCCCCUGCGUACGGUGUCUUUCUGCUGAGGAGUUACUGUUUCACUCAGGAUAACAGCGACGGCUCUAUCAGAUGGAGGAGCUUCAGUUUGUGCCGUUUGCUUGCUCUUGGCAGCAUUGUCGUCACUGUCUGUGCACUUUCCUUUGGCCCCUUUGUUGCCAUGGGUCAGGUUCCUCAGGUACUGUCUCGUCUCUUCCCCUUUAAGCGAGGCCUUUGUCACGCCUAUUGGGCGCCAAAUGUCUGGGCCCUCUACAACAUCCUCGAUAAAAGCUUGACUACGCUUGGUAUUGGUCUGAAGCUUCUCGAUGAGACAAAGCUCCCUCGUGCCUCCAUGACAGGCGGUUUGGUUCAAGAGUUCCAACACUCUGUCCUGCCCUCUGUCUCCCCAUCCAUCACCCUCGUUUGCACUCUCUUGUCCAUCCUGCCCGCGGUGGCAUCCAUCUGGCUGCGUCCACGCGGUGCUCGUGGUUUCCUGCGCUGCCUGCUGCUCUGCGCUCUCGGCUCCUUCAUGUUCGGCUGGCACGUCCAUGAGAAAGCCAUCCUCAUCGCCAUCCUGCCUCUCAGUCUGCUGGCGGUCGAGAGCAGAGAGGACGCUGGCAUCUUCUUGGUUCUGACCACAACCGGACACUACUCGCUGUUCCCGCUGCUCUUCACCCCAGCAGAGUUGCCCAUCAAAUUUGCACUGAUGUUGACGUUCACCAUCUUCUCUUUCGCUGCUCUGGGGAGAAUACAUAGGUUGGGAAGUCUUUUUUUUUUUUUCCCCGUGUAUUUAGAAUCAAUAACACCCUGGUUUUUAUUGUUUUACAGGACUCACUUUGGACAGGGGUCUCUAUUGCGCCCCUUUGAGGUCGUCUACCUCUCUGGCCUGGUUGCCGUGGCGGUUACCUGCGAGCUCAUCUUCCCCCUGUCGCCCUGGCAACAGAAACUACCCUUCCUCCCCCUGCUCGUGACGUCGGUCUACACCUCUCUGGGCGUGUGCUACUCUUUCCUGCGUCUCUAUGCCAGUCUCCUGCGACCCCGGCAACAGGGCCACAAAUCCAAACAGCUCUGACCCAGGUUCAAUUCCCGCACUGAGCCAGAUGUGAACUGUGGACUCAAUCAGGUAAAAAGCAGAAACACAAGAACUGAUUGACCUCGGGGAGCCAUGUGGUGUCUGUUUCCAAGUCCAGUUGUUGCAAUGAUUAUGAAUUUGCCUUGAGAAUAAUAACCUGACCAAAACUGACACACAAGAUGGACAUAAAAUAUGUUUUUAAAAAAUAAUCUUUUCAUGAAUAAAAAGCACACAUUUUAAAGAAUUG